This is a messenger RNA of Caenorhabditis elegans, 3278 nucleotides long. It is a transcript of the gene anp-1, whose product is annotated as Aminopeptidase. The record is from RefSeq and is marked reviewed. Gene Ontology annotation, biological process: proteolysis. The transcript has 14 exons. Lineage: Eukaryota; Metazoa; Nematoda; Chromadorea; Rhabditida; Rhabditidae. Gene Ontology annotation, molecular function: zinc ion binding; metallopeptidase activity. The coding region runs from base 1 to 2967 and encodes 988 amino acids.
AUGGCCUCCGCCUACACUUAUGGCUCAUUCCCUCAGAUGGGACAUCCCCCGCCAAAAGAGACAAAGAAAGGAUGCCAAGUGAAAUCAUUCGUACUUCCUGUAUUCUGUACUUUGCUCGGAGUUUUGAUAACAGCAUUUAUCACAUGGCACAUUACAAAGUCACAGUAUUCAAGAAACGAUCCGCAUGAUGAAAUUGAAAGUGAAAAUGUUCCCGCCGCUAAACCGGAAGACAAUAUUUCUGCAAGUGAACUCCGUCUCCCCACUUCAGUCAGUCCAAUCAGUUAUCAAUUGACAGUCAAAACAUAUUUGCCAGGAUAUGGAUAUACUGCUGAUAAAAAUAAUUUAACGUUUGAGGGUCAGGUUUUAAUCGAACUGAAUAUCACAAAAAGCAUCAAAAAAGUUUCGUUGAACUCGAAAGAUUUGAACUACACUGAAGAGUUUAUCAAAAAGAGCAGUAUUUUGGUAAAUGGGAAAUCGAUUGCAUUCACCCUCGAUGAUAAACAAUCUACACAUGAGAAGAUUUUCUUCAAUUUGGAUGAAACAGUUGAGCCAACCACAAGUGCCACUCUCAAGGUUGCAUUUGGAGCCCCACUUCGUACUGACAUGUCGGGAUUAUAUCAGACAACAUAUACAAAUAGUAAAGGAGAAAGUAAAAUGGCAGCUGUUACUCAAAUGGAACCAGUUUAUGCUCGUAGAAUGGUUCCAUGUUUUGAUGAACCUGCAUACAAAGCCACGUGGACUGUGACUGUAAUUCAUCCGAAUAAGACUGUGGCUGUAUCAAAUGGAAUUGAAGAUAAGGUGGAGGAUGGACAACCUGGAUUCAUUAUCUCAACAUUCAAACCAACACCAAGAAUGUCUUCAUAUCUUCUUGCAAUUUUCAUCUCAGAGUUUGAAUACAACGAGGCUACUACAAAAUCUGGAGUUCGAUUCCGUGUAUGGUCAAGACCAGAGGAAAAAAACUCAACAAUGUAUGCAGUAGAAGCUGGUGUUAAAUGUCUUGAAUACUAUGAGAAGUAUUAUAACAUUUCAUUCCCUCUUCCAAAACAAGACAUGGUUGCUCUUCCUGACUUCUCAGCUGGUGCUAUGGAAAAUUGGGGACUGAUCACUUAUCGUGAGAGUGCGCUUCUUUACGAUCCAAGAAUUUAUUCUGGAUCACAAAAACGUCGCGUGGCUGUUGUGAUUGCUCAUGAAUUGGCUCAUCAGUGGUUCGGGAACUUGGUCACUUUGAAAUGGUGGAAUGAUUUAUGGCUGAAUGAAGGAUUUGCAACUCUGGUUGAGUAUCUGGGAACAGACGAGAUUAGUGACGGAAACAUGAGAAUGAGAGAAUGGUUCACAAUGGAUGCCCUCUGGAGUGCUCUUGCCGCUGACUCAGUUGCUUCAACUCAUCCAUUGACAUUUAAAAUUGAUAAGGCUAUGGAAGUACUUGAUUCAUUUGACAGUGUUACUUAUGACAAAGGAGGAGCAGUUCUGGCAAUGGUUCGAAAAACUAUUGGAGAGGAGAACUUUAAUACUGGAAUUAAUCAUUACUUGACACGUCAUCAGUUUGAUAAUGCGGAUGCUGGUAACUUGCUCACUGCUCUUGGAGAAAAGAUUCCAGACAGUGUUAUGGGACCAAAAGGCGUCAAACUUAACAUUUCGGAGUUUAUGGAUCCAUGGACUAAACAGCUGGGAUAUCCUUUAUUGAAUGCAUCAAGAAUUAAUAACACUCAUAUUAUAGUAGAGCAGAGUAGAUUCAAAUUGUUGGCAACUGGAAAAGAAGAAGAAAAGUACAGUAAUCCCGUUUGGGGUUUCAAAUGGGAUGUUCCUGUAUGGUAUCAAGUUGUUGGUUCUUCUGAACUAGAAAUGAAGUGGAUGAAGAGAAACGAGCCAUUGAUCAUUAAAUCGGAUAAAAAUGUGAUUAUAAAUGCUGAAUCAAAUGGGUUCUACAGAGCUGGAUACUCGAGUGGACUGUGGAAAGAGAUAUCUGAAAUGUUGAAGGAAAAUCAUGAGCAAUUCUCCCCUCAAACCCGUGUUCGUCUCAUUGAUGAUUCUUUUGCACUGGCUCGUGCUGGGCUUCUAUCCUAUAGUAUCCCAUUAAAUUUGAUUACUUACUUGAAGAAUGAGAAAGAAUAUUUGCCAUGGUCUGGGGCAAUUGCCAAAAUUCGCGAGCUUAUUGAUAUGUAUGGAAGUAAUCCGGAAAAAGAUAUUGUGAACAAGUUCAUGAUUGCUUUGGCCGAAAAUGCACCUGCAAGGCGAAGCAUUGAUUUCGUAUCUAAAAACUAUUUGGAUGAGAAGAAAUUCUAUGAAGUAGGAGCUGCCCAGCAGAUUAUUCUCAACAGCUGCGGAUUCGGAGAUUCUGUUUGUCAAGCUGACAUGGUUAAGAUGUUCACAGAAGAGGUUCUUGCCAAAUGCGAUGCCACGAGAAUUUUGUCAGAAUGUUCACAAAUCCCCGCACCAUUCCGAGCCGAAUCUUAUUGUGAAGCUGUCAGAAAUGGCAACUCUGAUACUUUUGAAAAAGUGUUCCAUUGGUACAAAACGGAAAGAAAUCAAGUGGAGAAAUUGAAUCUGAUGACUGCAUUGACUUGUUCGAAGGACAUUCUUACACUGAAAAAGCUUUUGCUCGAUGCGAUGAAGCCAGAAGGAUCAUCAUUCCGUCUGCAAGACUGUGCUGCUCUCUUCGCAAAAAUCAGCUCAAACGAUGCAACUACUGAUGCAAUGCUCAACUUUUUGAUUGAUCGUUGGGAGGAUAUGCAGAAAAGAUUGGCCACGGAUCACAGUGGAUUCAGUCGAGUUCUAUCAUCUAUCGUAAAUACAUUGAAGACCAGAGGUGGACUUGAUCAAUUGAGGAAAUUCCGAAAGAAAGCUCCAAAAGCAUCUGAAUUUGGUCUUGAUAAAAUGGAAGAAUCAGCUGAAGUUACCGUUACUUGGAGGGAAACAAAUCUGAAAUUUGUGACAAAGAUCAUUGAGGAGAUCUCGAAGAGCCUUUGACCGAAUUGAACAAAAGCAAUUUCAUUACGGGAUCAUUUUAUGAAAAUUGAUAACAGUUUCGUGUUUUUCCGAUUGUUUAAGUAGCCAUUUGAAAUAUUUAUUCAGAAUUCUACGCGCUUUCCAUGUACAUUUUGAGCCAUACGUGCUUCCGAAACAACUCGGUGUCACUUUCUUUAAACUUAUGCUUUCUAUUUUUGAAAAAUCAACACUUUAAUUGUUUUCAUUCGAGAAUAGUUGUUUUUAUUCGUUUAUUUUUGAUUCAAGUGAAAAUAAGUCGGUGAAUGAAUAAAAUAAUAAUUGAUGUGAGAAUC